Molecule: messenger RNA, 1080 nt
Organism: Lactuca saligna
Lineage: Eukaryota; Viridiplantae; Streptophyta; Magnoliopsida; Asterales; Asteraceae
Source: the annotation of a GenBank genome assembly
AUGGCUAAAACUGAUACACCGGUUGUUGAAGUCUGGUACAAUGGGAUGUUCAUCAAGAAACCACUAAUCUAUUUUGAUCCAGAUAAAAAGGAGAUAAUGUACGCCGAUUUCAGGGAGAUGGGGUAUGCUGAAUUCAUUGCGCACCUCAACGUGAUUACUAGAAGAAUAUGCAAAGAUGUAUACUAUUGUCCAGAUGGGCAAACAUUGUGUCAAGGAUUGGCCGCAUUGCAUAACGAAUGUGAUUACCAUGAAUUUCAUGAGUGUCUCCAUGAGAAAAAGAAAGUAAAUCUGUAUGUGGACCAUAUGCAUGAACCCCUGUUCGACUGGAUUGAAAUGGAAGAGCCUGAAAUUGAAGAUGAUACCAACUCCAAAGCAGAUGAAGAUGUUGAUUCAAUGUUAAUAGAUAAAGACUGUUGGGAACACGAGGUGGAUGAUGAGGAUUUUUCAAUGAAAAGGGCAACAACAACUAUUCAGAAUAAAGACAGGUUUUCGAACAAACUUUGUCCAAAUGUUGAAGAGGAAGAAGAUUCUAAUGUUGAGCAACUACCACCUGUAUACCCUGUGCACAAUUCUGAGCAACAAUGGGAUGAAAUGGCUCCUGUAUUAGGUAUGAAACUCACCAAUCCUACUGAACUUAAACAAUGUCUUACCAACUAUGCUGUUAAGCAUGGUUAUGAUUUGUGGGAUGCCAAUAACAGCAUGUUCCCACUAGCUUGGGCUAUUGUGACUGUUGAGAACAAAGACACUUGGAAAUGGUUUCUUGAUCUACUCAUGGAUGAUAUUGACAGAGGCAGUGGAAAGGGGCUUACUCUUAUAUCAGAUGAACACAAGGGUUUAAUUGAAGCUAUCAAAGAAAGGGUUCCUCAUGCUGAGCAUAGAUUAUGUGCUAGGAACAUACUAGCUAACUUUAACACAAGGUUCAAAGGUGAGCAUUUUAUCAAGCCAUUUUGGAGAGCUGUGAAGGCUACUACAAAACAGAGACAUGAAGCUGCUAUGCAAGAGAUCAAGGAAUUAGACAGGGGGCAUUUGAUUAUCUCAUGGAGAGGGACCCUAAAUGUUAUUGCAGGGCUUUUCAAGUAG